GACAUGGCAGCAGGAAACCACUGCAGAGUGACUGAGUUCUUCUUGGCUGGGCUCUCAGAGAAGCCAGAACUCCAGAUGCCCCUCUUCCUCCUCUUCACAGGCAUCUAUCUGAUCACAGUGGCAGGGAACCUGGGUAUGAUCACACUGAUCAGACUCAGUUCACACCUGCACACACCCAUGUACUAUUUCCUCAGCAAUCUAUCCUUCAGUGACUUCUGUCAGUCUACAAUUGUUACGCCUAAAAUGCUGGUGAGCUUUCUGACAGAGAAGAAUCUCAUCUCCUACCCUGGAUGCAUGGCUCAACUCUACUUCUUCAUCAUUUUUGGGACUGCAGAGUGUCACACAUUAGCUGUAAUGGCAUAUGACCGCUAUGUUGCCAUCUGUAACCCCCUGCUUUACAAUGUAAUCAUGUCCUAUCAGAUGUACUGUUGUCUUGUUUCAGGCGUAUAUGUUUUUGCUAUGUUCUGUGCAUCUGCAAACACAGGCUUCAUGUUUAAGAUUCAGUUCUGCAAAUUAGAUGUGAUUAAUCAUUAUUUCUGUGAUCUUCUUCCCCUCUUGAAACUUGCAUCCUCUAAUACCUAUAUCAAUGAAAUAUUGAUUUUAUUUUUUGGUACACUGAAUAUCUUUGUUCCAAUGCUGACCAUUAUUACUUCCUACAUCUUCAUCCUCACCAGCAUCCUCCGCAUUCACUCCAAGAAGGGCAGGUCCAAAGCCUUCAGUACUUGCAGUUCCCACAUCUCUGUUGUUGCUAUCUUCUAUGGUUCUGCUGCAUUCAUGUACUUUCAGCCUUCAUCAGUGAGUUCAAUGGACCAAGGGAAAGUAACCUCUGUGUUUUACAAUACUGUUGUACCCAUGCUGAACCCUUUGAUCUACAGCCUGAGGAAUAAGGAUGUCAGUGUUGCACUGAAGAAAAUACUUGUAAGAAAAAAACCCAUAUAA
Apodemus sylvaticus (European woodmouse) is the source of this 939-nucleotide messenger RNA. RefSeq names its product olfactory receptor 1537-like. The record is from RefSeq and is a predicted model, not a curated record. The coding region runs from base 4 to 939 and encodes 311 amino acids. Gene Ontology annotation, cellular component: membrane. Gene Ontology annotation, molecular function: odorant binding; G protein-coupled receptor activity; olfactory receptor activity. NCBI's taxonomy places the organism in Eukaryota, Metazoa, Chordata, Mammalia, Rodentia, Muridae. The transcript has a single exon. Gene Ontology annotation, biological process: G protein-coupled receptor signaling pathway; sensory perception of smell.